AUGACAACUGAUCAAUCUGAUGUUCAACUGGAGACAUGUGCCGAUGUGAUAGAGCAGUAUAACACAAAAUUAGAUGAACUCGUGAAGCAAACAAUCAACAGCAAAAACAUAGCCGAUGUCGACAUGAAAAACGUUUGGCAAAAGGCUUUGAUAUUAUGGAGGACAACGAUGGAAUACAUGAUUCAUUCUGCAGCCGCAAACGAUGCUGCAUCAUACGCCGAUUGUUCGUAUAUAUUUUACAACAAAAUGUUCAUUGGUUUAGAUUUGGAAAAUCGAUUGGAAAAAGAUGGACCUCUUUGCUACGAAAUGCUCUAUUCCUCUCUCGAUUUGUUAACCGUGCUUGUCAUCGAGCGACAUCAUCUGACUAACGACGACAUUAGCACGUUCCAAAAUAAUACUAUGAACAAUUAUUUCUAUAUUUUACUGGCUUUGUGCAUAUCGGCUUGUAAUUUUAUUCCGUUUGAUGAUAGACUAGUCAAUGAUUAUAUGCCUUUUUUCAUCGACUUGAAAGCGUAUGCAGAUAAGAAAGUUGCUAGUGAAUUAUCGUCCGGAAAUGAAGGAUUUGAUCGGGUUACAAGUGAGAUCUUGAUUUUAUUUUGGUGUAUGGCCAAUCGUACAAUACUCGUUCCAUCGCUGAUUCGUCUUGAUCUACCAAAACAUGCGGUGAAAUGGCUGAGUGACUCGGGCUAUUUGAAUGCAGAAGCAACCGAACCGCUUAUUCGAAUUAUUUACAAUAUGGCACGGCAUGAUGACGGUGUCGAUGAAUAUAACAAACUCGGAGCUCUAGAAAUCGUCAAACAGUAUCAAAGAAGAGACGAAAUUGCACAGAACAAUAAACUAUCGUUAUGUUGUUCACUGGCCAUAGCUCUGUUAUCAACGCCUGAACAACUUAAAGAGGAUCAGAAAGGUAUGAACACCGUUCUCAAUCAAUUAUUACAGUUAAUUAUGGAAGCUGCCGGUAAUGAAGAUUUCACGUGUGUUGGUGUUCGUUAUCAUGUCGCACAUCUCGUCGGUGUCUUGGCAAAACUAUUUGUGGUAGAUGAACGAACAGUCGAUUACAUUAUGAUGCAUGCUGAAACCGAGCCAUCAUUGAACAUGGCUUCCACAGUGAAACUGUUUGCCGAUCUUCUUAUUGCUUUUAGUAAUUUAAUCACGAGUACAGAUCCUCUCAACCAAUUCUCGUGUAUCGCUCUUUACAAUAUCGUUUGGAGUAUUUCAUUCCAGGGAGAAUAUCAAGAAGAAUUGAAAAAUAAUACACAGUUGAUAGAUACUAUCAAAAGAUUGGCAGUGGAUGAACGUAGUCAAACAUGCGAUCAAUAUAAACCUCGGGCUAUGCAGAGCAUAAAAAAGGCGGCAGAUGGUAUACUUUACAAUUUACAUAUGGAUGCGACAUCACAAGAGGAUCAAUCCAAGAAAGCUUUGCAGUGUAAAACUAAAGAUAUCAAAGAAUCGGAUAUGUUUUCUAAUAAGAAAGAUCGAUCAACAACGGACGAUAGUUUGCCACUCGUGAUGUUUAGUUAUGCGCAUAAGGACGACAAAUUUUGUUAUCAGAUUUUGAAAGAAGUUGAACGAAUGAAUGAUAAGUUGAAAGUCUGGAUUGAUAUUCAACACUGCGCGACGGGAGAUCUAUGGGAAAAAAUUGCCGAUGCUAUCGAAAAUGCUGAUGUUAUUCUUUGUUUUAUAUCAGAAUACUAUCAGCAAAGUAAAUCAUGUCGACAAGAAUUUAUCUAUGCUGUUGAUGAUUUACAAAAACCUAUCAUCCCUAUAUUAAUUGGCGAUUAUAAACCAAAAGGUUGGCUGGGAAUACGAAAAGCCGGAAUGAAAUAUGUUCGAUUUCGAAAUCCGAGUGAACCGAACGAGUCAAACAUAAAAGAUUUGAUUGAACGAGUUCAAGCUGAAAUUUCACACGACAAAAAAAUCAUCAUAUCCUCAACAGCACCUGUACAUCAUGAGGUUCCUGCGGAACCUACGUACCAUGAGACUCCUAAAACACCUGUACAUCAUGAGGUUCCUGUGGAACCAACGUACCAUGAGACUCCUAAAGCAUCUGUACACUAUGACGCUCCUGUAGAACCUGUACAUCGUGAUACUUCCACAGAACCUAUGCCACGUGAGACUUCUACAGAACUUGUACAUCAUGAAGCUCUUAAAGCCUCUGCGCACAACGAAAAUUCUGCAGAACUUGGUCCAUCCAAAAGUCCAGUACAAGAAACUUCAUCUGUUACCGUUGACCUACCUCCUAUUGAUAAAUGGACAGCUAGUGACAUUCGUCGUUGGUUUCAACAAGAAGGGAUUAUGGAUGAAAUUUAUGACCUGUAUCGAUUUCGAUCAGGAGUCGAAAUGCUUGAUUAUGCACAAAUUCUAUCAAAAGAUCGAUAUGAACAACGAAAAAUAUACUCACAAAUCUUUAAAUACAAACAUCGAGAUCAAAUUCUUCCACCGCAUGAAUUCCAUCGGUUUGCUAAAGCAAUGGCUCGACUAUUAAAAGAGAAUACUGUCGAACAAAAGCCACCAGAGCAAUCAUCAACUUGUACAAUCUUAUAA
Molecule: messenger RNA, 2544 nt
Organism: Adineta ricciae
Lineage: Eukaryota; Metazoa; Rotifera; Eurotatoria; Adinetida; Adinetidae
Source: the annotation of a GenBank genome assembly